AGAAAGCGCUUAUAAAUUACCGUUUCUUCCUCCCCAUUGCUGUUAGUCUGCCUUGCCGCUCACGCCGAAGCACAUAAGGACGGAGGCAGAAACUGCCAAGACGCUGGACAGCUACCUGGACAGAAAAGAGCAGCUGCUAUAGGAAGAGAAAAUCCUUUCUGGAGAUACACCUCUUCAUUGUCUUACCCUAUGGAGGAACCAGCCCUGCCCAUCCACAUUGAGGAGGGGAUAGACGUUCUGACUGAAAACAAAACCAUGGCAACAAAGGAGAAGCUGCAGUGUUUGAAAGAUUUUCACAAGGAUAUCCUUAAACCUUCCCCUGGCAAGAGCCCUGGGACACGGCCUGAGGAUGAGGCGGAGGGAAAGCCACCACAACGGGAAAAAUGGGCCAGCAAGAUUGAUUUUUUGUUGUCCGUAGCUGGAGGGUUUAUUGGAUUAGGCAAUGUUUGGCGAUUUCCAUAUCUCUGCUAUAAAAAUGGCGGAGGUGCAUUUCUCAUACCUUAUUUCAUUUUUCUGUUUGGGGGAGGUCUUCCUGUAUUCUUCCUGGAAGUGGCCCUAGGACAAUAUACCUCUGAAGGAGGAAUUACCUGCUGGGAAAAGAUCUGCCCUAUUUUCUCUGGAAUAGGUUAUGCUUCCAUAGUGAUUGUGUCUCUUUUGAAUGUAUACUACAUCGUCAUCCUGGCUUGGGGAUUGUACUAUCUAUUCCAGUCAUUUUCGUACACCCUGCCAUGGGCUUAUUGUCAUCAAGAAUGGAAUACAGAAAACUGUGUGGAAGACACCCUCAGGAAGAACAGAACACUGUGGCUGUCACUCAAUUCCACUAACUUCUCAUCUCCUGUCAUAGAAUUUUGGGAGCGGAAUGUUCUGGGGUUGACUUCAGGCAUUGAUGAACCUGGUAUUAUCAAAUGGGACCUGGCUCUUUGUCUUUUCCUUGUCUGGGUGAUUUGUUUCUUUUGCAUUUGGAAAGGUGUGAAGUCAACCGGGAAAGUUGUAUACAUAACAGCAACAUUUCCAUUCAUCAUGCUUUUUGUACUCUUAAUCCGUGGUGUCACUUUACCUGGAGCUGCAGAGGGCAUCAAAUUCUACCUUUACCCGAACAUCACUCGUCUGUCCGAUCCAAUUGUCUGGAUAGAUGCUGGCACACAGAUCUUCUUCUCCUAUGCAAUCUGCUUGGGCGCAAUGACUUCAUUGGGGAGCUACAACAAAUACAAAUACAACUGUUACAGGGACUGUUUGCUGCUGGGAUGCCUGAACAGUGGUACCAGUUUUGUGUCUGGCUUCGCAAUUUUUUCCGUCCUGGGCUUCAUGGCACAAGAGCAAGGGGUGGACAUUGCUGAUGUGGCAGAGUCAGGUCCAGGUCUGGCCUUCAUUGCUUAUCCAAAAGCUGUGUCCAUGAUGCCGCUGCCAACUUUUUGGGCUAUUCUUUUCUUUGUUAUGCUUCUGUUGCUUGGCCUGGACAGCCAGUUUGUUGAAGUUGAAGGGCAGAUCACCUCGUUAGUUGAUCUGUACCCAUCCUUCCUAAGGAAGGGUUACCGACGGGAAAUCUUCAUUGCUAUAAUCUGUUUCCUCAGCUAUCUUCUGGGACUAUCUAUGGUGACUGAAGGUGGCAUGUAUGUGUUUCAACUCUUUGACUACUAUGCAGCUAGUGGUGUAUGCCUUUUGUGGGUCGCAUUCUUUGAAUGCAUUGCUGUAGCCUGGGUUUAUGGCGCUGACAAUUUUUACGAUGCCAUUGAAGAUAUGAUUGGUUACAGGCCUGGUCCUUGGAUGAAAUGGAGCUGGAUUGUAAUCACACCAAUUCUCUGCGUGGGGUGCUUCAUAUUUUCUCUAGUCAAGUAUACCCCCCUGACCUACAACAAGGAUUACAUCUACCCUACGUGGGCAAUCGGUCUGGGUUGGAUACUUGCUCUUUCAUCUAUGAUCUGCAUCCCACUGGUUACAGUUAUCCGUAUUCUGCAGUCAGAUGGCUCUCUUCUGGAGAGGGUGAAGACAAUGGCUGCUCCUCGUGAGAUCACACGGUGGGACAAAGAAACAGAGGUUGCUGCCACAUUUGGCCCUCCUGGCCUGGCCAACGGAGAACUGAUCAAGCCAAGUCAUGUCAUCGUGGAGACAACAAUGUGAGCUCUCUCUAUGAGAGGAGGACACCUGCUUUAAAACUGCUGUUUACUAACCAUAGAAUCUUUCAUAGGACCAGGUUUACAGAGCUUUAUAUUUGCACUAGGGUUAUUUUUAUUUCUCAUAGAGAAAAGUAAUUUUUGUGUGUGUUUGGUUUUUAUUUUUUAAUAUUUUGUAAAGUAAAUCACAGCAGAUGGCUGUCCUGCUCUAUUUAGAAACAGAGCUUUCAUAUCAAAUUAGGCACACUGCAGGAAUUUAUCUUCUGUUUUCCACACAGCAUAUCUAACUAACUUUUAUUCAUACAGCUACUUUACCAUUUUUAGUUGAUUCUUCUUGCCAACAGUAUACCCAGGCACAAUCCUAUGCAUACUAUCUUGCAAAUAUGCCUCAAUGAACAUAAUUUCUUAUGGGACUUACUUCUGAGUAGACAUAUGUAGGAUUGUGCUGAUAUGUAUGCAUACAUGUACACAUAUACAAGUUUUAGGUUCCUCUGGGUGUUGAUGUGGUUGGGAACAGUGUAGUGCAAAAUGUUAUUUUGGACUUUUUUAACCAAAAAAAAAAAAAGCUGUGGCAUUUUAGAAACUGGUUUUUCAAGGUGUGGCACUAUCGUCUGCUAGAUACAAAAAGAACUAAAGAGGGAGUACAUGAUUUUAUGUUGCUGUGAACCAUGUGACAAUAUAUUUAUGUGAUAAUUGGAAGCUGCAAUAUUGUAACUUCAAUUGUAUGCCAGCCAUUUUUUUGUGUGUGGGAUGGGUGGCCAUGUAAAUUUGAUAAAUAAAUAUAAGCUGGGGUUGGAACUAGGGGAAUAAUCUGAGCAGCUUGUGAACAUGCUCUUAAGAAGGUGGCAGAAUCAUUCUUGCUAGAAAGGCAUUUUAAUAAUCUUUUGGGGGCAUCACUGGAGGAAUUGAUUCUGCUUUCACUAACAAAGACAGUUUCUCUGCAGACUUAAAUACAGAGUACGGUUGAAUUUCUCAUAGAUUUUAGAGGGAUUAACUAAAAGAUGAUGUAAAAUACUGGUAAGCCUGAAUCUGUCACCUAUUGUUAUCCGAGCCUUAGACAGGAAUAUAAAUUUGACAGUGUAAUCAUGUAACUAAAGAGUAUAAAAACUGGCCCAUUCUUGUAGUCUGCACCUGAGAAAGAAGUCGUUUGGACUUGGAUUUUGUUAGAACGUUAGGUUAGUGUCAUUAAACUCAUUAUAUAAUGUUACAUUUACAAAGAUGCUGCAAACCAUAUUUAAAGUCACAAAUUUGCCAAACUUUAUCUUUGUUAGAACGAAAAAAGGAGUAUUGGGCGUGUAUCAUAGCAGUCAGCUAAGUUGCAUAGCGUUGAGUGCAGAUGCAGAAAAAAGUGCACUAGAACCUAUUGAUGAAGCUACUACAACAAAGCACAGAAGGAAUACAGUUGAGAAAAGAAAAGAGUAGACUGAUAUUCACAGGUUUAAACUGUCAUCGUGCACUAGAACCUAUUGAUGAAGCUACUACAACAAAGCACAGAAGGAAUACAGUUGAGAAAAGAAGAGUAGACUGAUACUCACAGGUUUAAACUAUCAUCGUUGUGCGCUAGAACCUAUUGAUGAAGCUACUACAACAAAGCACAGAAGGAAUACAGUUGAGAAAAGAAAAGAGUAGACUGAUAUUCACAGGUUUAAACUGUCAUCGUUUAUAUCCAUUGAUCCAAGGAAACACAAGGAGAUCAAGUAAGCUAUAAAUUUAUUUUAGAUUGAACGAGGCAUAAAAUACUCAAUGGGAGUUUUAUUGGUAAGUUCCCCACUUUUCCCAAAAUGAGGAUUUGCCUCUGGAAAACUCACCCCAAAUCCUGCGAAGCUUAUGUUUUGUUUUCAACCUUCAUUGAGUAGUGGCUCAAUUCUUUUCCAUAUGGGCAUUGAUCUUGGGGGAAGGGUGCCCCCUUUAAGCUUUUUAUUGGUAAUAAACACAAUUUGAGCAAGGUUGUGAGCCAGAAAUAGCAAAGCCCCUUUCCUUUCUGCUAAUUUUGUCUGUCAAUCAAGAUACUGUAGUCGAAACUGGAAUUUAGCCAGUAUUUGAAAACAUUCCUAUAUGCUUUAAGAAAAGAAAGAAAUUAAGAAUCAGUUUGUGUCUUAUGCUCUCUAUGGCCACUGCAUAUGCAAUAUGCACAUACUUGUUAUGUUAGUUUUAUAUAUAUAUAAAAAAGAACUGUAAAUAAAGGACCAAAACAGUUAUUUCAGGUGUCUUGUUUAGCUAAUAUUUGUUUGUGGAUGGAGUCUGUGAUUUAUUUUAUUUGAGGGAACAGAGCUUGCAGUAUAUGCAGGAGGCCAUGAACAGAAUGCUUUGCUUUCUUGUUACCAAGAGCUGAUGAGUAAACACUUCCAGAGUACAAAUCCUUUGGAAAUGUUUAUCUUCCUACUAUACUGAAAAAUGGCCAGUAAAAAGGUUAGUUACAGAAGAGGCAAGGAAGCCAAGAGAAAGCUACUAUGUGGCUUCAUUUUUUGAUCCUGCAAAACCAAAGAUGCAGGGCAUUGGUAUUGCAAACCCCAUUGCAUUCCAGAUUGGACUGCAGCUUAAUUAAAUGAACCACAAGUCCUUGAUAUCAUUGAAGACAGCAAGAAAUUAGGAUGAAGGCGAGUUUAACAGUUCAUUCACUUGACUUCCCUGGUGCAUUUUACAUGAAAGAUAGUGCAAUAUUUUGCUAGUUUCUAGAACAGCCACUGAACCAAAAGCAGAUAUAUCAGCCAAGGGACUACGCUAAAGCACAUGGCAUGAGAUGAUGUUUUUCAAGAACAAACCAGAGAAUCAGUCCCAUCCUGUAGACUUCCAUCUAAGAUGAGUAGAACCCAACCCAUUUCAAGGUUAAACUGUGCAAUCAGAAUCAGUUCUUUCCAGCUAAAAAAGUAAACAGGUUUUAUAGUCAUGACCUGAAGUCAUGAAGGACUCUUACAAGGAAAAAAAAAAGUUAAUCAGAUUGUCACAUAAGAUUCAGCCCAUCAACCUUCAGUUUGUUUCAAGGAUCAUAUUUUCACAUAGCAAAACUUGUGAAUAAUAGAAUGUGUUAUAUCUGAAUGUUAAGAAUAGAUUCUGCCAAAUAAGGCCAAUGGAUGGGGGUGGGGUGGGGUAGGGAAAACUAUUAAUCGUUUGUAUUUUCUACUUAUUUAUGACUACAAAAAGAUUGAUUUUUUUUUUCUAAUUCACUUUGUAGAAUUGUGUGGCCUAUUUUAUCCAUCAUUUGUAAUGAAGAAGUUAAAUAUUCAGUAUUGUGACUAACUUGUGGGUGAAUUGGUUUGGAUAUGGGGUGGGUGGGGAUAUUCUUAAUGUUUAUUCAAAGACAUUGUAUUUCCAAAAAAGGGGGUGGGGACUGGGAGGAACAUUAGAGUGCAACAGUUCAUUGUCAUGGAAACAUGGUUUGUUUUCUAAACUGCUCUAGAUGUGUAUAAGGUUAAAAAAAAAAGGUUAUAGCAGCAUUAAAUGGGCAUUUGCUAAUCAAAACAGUUGGACAUACCUCUGUUUGCAACCAGCCAUUUCAGGCUUGUUUCCAAUCAAGGCAAGCUCUUUAGAUGUCUGGAAAUGUGUCCUUCUCUUAGUCCAAUCUUUCAAGCUGUCAACAUUCUCACAAAUAACCAUAGUACUAAUGGAAGGUAUGGUUAAAUAAUUGUAUAACUAAUUCACAUUUCAAAGUAUAUUGUCUUUAGACAUUUGUACUUGAUUACAAUGAAACUAAACUUACAAGGCAGAAUAAGUAUCAGCCCAGCUGAAAACCUAAUGGAAAUAAAUUAUUUGAUCACUAACUGUUGAAUGGCCAUAGAAGCAGGAAUAGAGAUAUGAUGAGAAGAGGAAGAACUGGGGGACAGAUGGUUUCUAAUAUAAGAAAACCUAAAAUAAAUAAAAUAAAACCUAAAAUAAAUGGAUAAAACAGGGGCCAUAGCUUGUUUAGCUAAGAUGGCCCAAGACCAGAGUUUUUUUCGUUAACAUAACCACUCUUACUCCAUAAAUUCUUUACAUGCACAAUUGCUACA
Messenger RNA from Pseudonaja textilis, 6097 nucleotides. It is a transcript of the gene SLC6A6, whose product is annotated as solute carrier family 6 member 6. Gene Ontology annotation, cellular component: plasma membrane; cell projection. Gene Ontology annotation, molecular function: taurine:sodium symporter activity; gamma-aminobutyric acid:sodium:chloride symporter activity. NCBI's taxonomy places the organism in Eukaryota, Metazoa, Chordata, Lepidosauria, Squamata, Elapidae. The record is from RefSeq and is a predicted model, not a curated record. Gene Ontology annotation, biological process: sodium ion transmembrane transport; taurine transmembrane transport; amino acid transport.